Messenger RNA from Drosophila montana, 792 nucleotides. RefSeq lists its product as uncharacterized. The record is from RefSeq and is a predicted model, not a curated record. The coding region runs from base 105 to 722 and encodes 205 amino acids. The transcript is spliced from 2 exons. NCBI's taxonomy places the organism in Eukaryota, Metazoa, Arthropoda, Insecta, Diptera, Drosophilidae.
UCAAGUUGUCUUUGUGCCUUAAAUUUAAUAUAUUAACUAAACGUCACACAAAUUGUAUUGCUCUAAAUAUUGUGCACUGCCGAAAUUUACAAAAAUUAUUAAAUAUGAACCUGGUGUGGGGACACAAAGGGCCGUACUUCCAUGCGCCGUGUCAGCGCGAUCGCUUUCCCAGCGUGCUGGACGAACUGGGCGAGGACGGCGACAAGCUGGUCGCCCAUUUGGGCAUCUCCAACAUGUCGGACAUGGGCGCCCGUCUGAAAAGGGGUCGCAAGCAUACAACUGUCGCCGAGCAGCGUGCCGCUGAUAUUGUUAAAGAAUCUCGUGUGCCGCUGCAGAAAAUGUUUUGCUCCUCGGCGCAGGGAAUGCGACGUGGCGUCGACAAGUACACUCAGAUACCCAAAUACGAUCCCUAUGUGGACGAAGAAGAUCAACGUGAACUGGCGCAGCGCUAUCGCAAGCUACUCAAUCGCCCAAAUCCCACACCAGCCCAGCGCCAGGUGGGCGAGCCCCCAUACACUGGCAAUUGCCAGCACUGUCGUCGCCGGGGCAGCAAUGAUGUGGCCAACGACUUUCAGGGAAGACUGUAUCUGCAGCAGGCCUAUCUGCUCGGCCAAAUCAAUCUCAUGGUAUUGGAUGGUCAACACCAGCAGCAGCAGCAGCAGCAGCAGCAGCAGCAGAACGAUGGACCGCUCAAUAUUCAUCGCAAUCGCAAUCAUGGCUAGCAUUGGACCUACACUAAAGCGUUUUAUUUGUGCAGUCUAAGUGUCAUUAAAGUUCAACAUCUGCUUUCAA